CUGCGCUGGUGCGGACACACAGGUUUUGCGAACUCGGCUAGAAAUCGAUAUUACGUUGCCGGAUAUAAAAAUAUUGAAUGAAAAUACAUAGUUGAUUUUUUUCUUUGGGAAGAUUUGUGCUGUUUUUUUUUUUUUGUUUUGGGAAAAUUUACGACCACCGUCGACUAAUCAAUUGAUUUCGGUUUUGUAAACGAGGCUGAAAAUAAUAAAAACCAGGACACUAUUGGACAAAUAAUGGAUACCAACGCAAUUUAUAAAGAAGUUGUUGUUAUCGGCAAUGGUCCAAGCGGUAUAAUCGUAUCACUGAUGCUGAGCGGUAAAUUGCCAUACUUCAUCACCAGCGAACAUCCGGACGAAAUGCUUAAUGCCCGUUUGAAAAGUCUCACAUCGCCCUGUCUCAUUUCGCAAAACUUGGAAUUUUUGGCUCAAGGAUUGGAGGGAAGGUGCAACAAUCCCAUAUCUUUACUUAUGGACGCUCUUUUACAUCCCUAUGCCGAUCUCGGAAUCGAUCUGGAACCUUUGAUCGAGUUUAGACAAACAGGAAAAGAGAUUGAUCAUGUGGUUCUUGGCCGAGGUCCUCCCGGUGGUUCCUGGCACCGAAUCGAUCCAGACGUUCUCACUUUAUCCCUAGGCAGCUGGAUGGCGUUGCCAGGCUUACCAUUUCCAUCGUGCACCACCAACGAAAAACGGGCAUAUUCACGUGACGUAGCCACCUACUAUGAAAACUACGUAAGGCACAUGGGACUGGACAAAUACUUUAUAAACGAUACUCUUGCCACAUCUGUGAUAAGUUGCUCAGAUAGGACAGUUUCUGAGGAAUUGUUGUUGAAGAAAAAGAAUUGGAUUAAAAGGUUUGAUAGGAACGUGGUGGACAGAGUAAAAGACUAUUUCGAACCAGUAAACGAGGAUGGAAAUAAUAACUGUUUUAUAAGUAACGCUCUGAAUUGUUUGCUUUCGAGCAGUUCAAAACGAACAAGGCUUAGUAAAAGGCCAAAAACUGCCCACGACAACAUAGCGAAAAAGCUAAAUCAGAACAAAUCCGAACCAAUCUUCGUACCCAAACACGAACGAAAGAGAUCAAUUUCUUGUUGUUGCUGUUGUGGUGACACGGAAAACUACAAAAACCCAAAAACCUUUCCCCAUUCUCAAAGUCUCGACGCUUCUUCCACUAAACCUGUGCCUUUCUACAAUAAAAUUAACUGUGAUUCUAACGACAAAACUCCUAACUGGAUAAUACAAACCACCAACGCUGAGUCUGGCGAAACAACAAAAUACAGUUGCAAAUAUUUAGUUUUAGCUUGUGGCACCUACGAUUCACCUAAUCGGUUGGAGAUUUUCAAAUCCGGCCCAGAUCCGGACUGGUUGGUGCACGAUUUGAGGAGCCUAGAGUCAAAGUUGGACAACAAGGCGAUUGAAGACGGUUCGAUAAUUGAUCCAGUAUUGAUUGUAGGAGCAGGACUUAGCGCUGCCGAUGCUAUAAUGGCUGUUAGGUCUAGGAAUGUGCCUGUGAUUCAUGUGUUUAGGAGGAAGUCGGCUGAAUUUACUAGGCAGUUGCCUGAGAAUAUGUAUCCAGAAUAUCAUAAGGUACGACAAAUGAUGAACGACGGAGGUUCCACCUACCCCUUAUACAAAGCAUACUCAGAACACUCGCUUACCGGCUUCGAUGCCAAAUCACAAACAAUAAAACUAACAUCAUCCUCAGGAGAAGACGUCAAAGUUAAAGUAUCAUUCGCAGCAGUGCUAAUCGGUUCGCGGCCGAGUCUAUCUUUCCUGCCCAACAAUAUGAACUUGGGAAUUUUCCCUGAUAGAGAUAUCGACUCGAAAACCAAUCCCGUUGACGUUAACCCUAUUACACACGAAGUGAUGGGACAUGAAGGGCUAUUUGCUGUCGGCCCUUUGGCGGGCGAUAAUUUUGUUAGGUAUAUUCCUGGAGGCGCUGUCGCAGCUGUAGCCGAACUGUACAAAAAGUGGAAUUUAAUCGACGCUCAACAAUAGUUGUCUUAUUAACAAAUAUUAGUAAAAGGGAACAAAGUUUAACAGUAUCAAAUUUUUUUGCAAAUGAUUCAGUUACUUCUAAUUUUUUGUUAAAUAAGUAAUUUAUUAGCAAAAAGAGUUUGUUAAUUUUGACUCCUAGCAUUUGAUAUUUUAAUGUAGUUCUGUAAGUUUGCUUAUUGGCAGUGUUUUUUUCAGUUUUGACUUAGGUACUUUUACUUUAUAUCAUGGUUGGCUGGUGUUUCAAAGACGUGCCAGUACUUGCAACUUGCGGAACUGGAUGUGUGACCUUAAAAUAGCUAAAACACUGUGAUUGAUUUAACUUAAAUUGUAUACGUAAUUUCUGUAAAUAUGUUAUUGAUACUCAAUAUUUCUUUAUUAGAAUUAUUAUUUGUACACUUUAUAUUAUCAAAGUUCCAUUUGAUUUAAGUAGAAUUGAGGUGAUACAACUAAAUUUCAUGCAUUGUAGCUACCAUAGGUGUGCCAAUAAUAAUUAUUGUACUUGGACAUAAAAAGAAAAUGUUUUUAAAGGUUUAGUUUUCUUAUUAUGUCCCCAUGUUAACUAAAUUGCAUGUUAUCUUGGUUUAAAAAGCAUUUAUUCUUCAAUUAUUGCAUAAAAGAGGUGAGAGCAAUUUAUAUUUGGUGCUAUUUGAAAGGUUUUUCUGUAAUUUUAAUACAUUUUAAACAAUUAUAAUGAUUUAGAUAUUAUGUAAACCUACUUAAAAUAAAUGCCUUAUUACAUAUUAUAUUUUAAUGAAAUUGAGAGUAAAAUACAUGAUCUCAAAAUACAAUCACAAUGUACAAAAUUGAGAGAUUUUUGAUAUUGCCUGAAAACAUCACUUUACAACAGACUAAGUAAAAUUAUUUAUUCUUCAAUAUUUCCACUACUCAUUAAAGUUUGCAAAGUUUCAAGAAUAAAGAAUUUAUUUGUUGUAGUGUUUUUGUUUGCAAAUAAAAAUGAUUGUUGUAUUGAAUAGACGAAACUGUUUUCAUUUUGAGAGAAUUUAUUUUUAUAGAUAUUAGUUUAUACUAUUUUAUAAUAUUUUACCUACUAUCAUUGUUGUUACGUUUGGUGAAAUAAAUGCCAGCACAGAA
Molecule: messenger RNA, 3087 nt
Organism: Ceutorhynchus assimilis (cabbage seed weevil)
Lineage: Eukaryota; Metazoa; Arthropoda; Insecta; Coleoptera; Curculionidae
Source: the annotation of a GenBank genome assembly